Rotaria socialis is the source of this 1236-nucleotide messenger RNA. NCBI's taxonomy places the organism in Eukaryota, Metazoa, Rotifera, Eurotatoria, Philodinida, Philodinidae. The record is from the annotation of a GenBank genome assembly.
AUGCAACCAUCCAGAAUUUCGGCUGGUCUUCAUCGGCCUACAAUUCACCGUGUGACCAAAAACGAACUAAAACAUCCUCUCAGUUUGAACCAGCUGAAUGAUUUCUCACUGCCAUCACUCAAUACAAAUCAUCAAAUAUUAAUAGCUGAUCAAAUUCCGUUAAGACAAUUAUCGAAUAAUAUCCGACAAAGCCAGAAUCAUCCCUCGAGUCAGAAUGCUGGAAAAAUAUCGAGCCGAAGGAAUCGCCAGAUUUUGCCAAAUCCUCCAACAUUCGAUGGAGUACUUACUUCAAGUACAACAAAGUUUUCAUUCACCGCCAAUCAAGAAUCUGGCAAUCUUGACAGUCUAGCUUCAGAAAGAAAGAAGCGAAAUCGGUUAAAAGAAUCUCAUGGUUUUUGUGUAGUUAAAUUAACAUCAUUUUAUUUUAUUUUUGUGCUUUUUCUACGUUAUCAAUACUUUGUUGGGUUAAAAAAUUUUGGCCUAUCAAUAAAAAUCUUACCAAUUUUGUCUAUGCGGAUAAAAAUACAACAACAGCUACAACCUCCACAACCACAACUAGUACGACCAGCACUACAACAACAACCACUACGACAACAACAACAACUACUACUACUACCAGCACUACAACAACAACAACUACGACAACAACAACAACUGCCACGACAACAACUACUACUACUACGACUAGUACGACAACAACAACAACAACAACUACAACAACAACUACCACGACUACGAGCACAAAAACGACGAGCAACAACCGCAUGUCCAAGUUCAUUUACUGGAUCUUUACAGUACAUUGAUGGUGGGUCUACAUUUGGUUGGACUCAAUAUACGCAAACUUAUGUGGCUACUAAUACUCAGCCCUAUCUCUCAUUCGGAAUGGAAACAGACAACCACCGUUAUUUCUUUUUAGACGAUGUUUCUGUCGUCGAUGUUACCGCAACUGCUACUCAGUUAUUGGAUAAUCCUGGCUUUGAAAACUCCACAACAACAGCCACUGGGUGGACUUUGCAGGCUGCAGGCUGCUGCGACGCAAAUGCAGUUCAAAUAAUCACUACCGGUUGUCACAGUGGUACCAAUUGCGUUCAAUAUCAAUGUGGCCCUGAAGUUACUUACAGCUUUUUUGGUCAAGAUUUUGCAGCCACAAUCGGUCACACUUAUAGUAUUUCUUUCUAUUUAAAAGCUACAGGCACAGGUGGUCAACCCACUUUUUGUGCCGUUAACGUUUAUUGA